Messenger RNA from Solanum pennellii, 1735 nucleotides. RefSeq names its product histone-lysine N-methyltransferase ATXR2. The record is from RefSeq and is a predicted model, not a curated record. Bases 123 to 1580 code for a protein of 485 amino acids. Gene Ontology annotation, molecular function: methyltransferase activity; protein binding. Lineage: Eukaryota; Viridiplantae; Streptophyta; Magnoliopsida; Solanales; Solanaceae. The transcript is spliced from 15 exons.
GCCUGCUCUUAGUUGGAAAAAAAAGUGAACAGUUUAAAGAGGAAACGCCGCCAAAGCAUUUGCAGCAGCUAAAAGGGACGCUGUUUUUCUACAAUUCUUUGCCGGAGUUGUGAUUCUAAUCAAUGGAAAUAAUUUGCCCAAUUGAUGCACAAUACUCAGAACAGAUUGCCGCACUUCUCAAGCCGCCACCUCCACUAGAAGUCCAGAAGUAUUUUGAAGAGCUUUUAGCCACUAGACAAUGCGAUGGCAUCAAAGUUAAACCUACUCCACGUCAUGGAAAAGGGGUUUAUGCUGAGACGGAUUUCAAAGAAGAGGACCUUGUCUUGAAGGAUCAAAUGCUUGCUGGUGCCCAACAUCCUUCAAAUAAGGUAGACUGCUUGGUAUGUAGUUAUUGUUUCUGCUUUGUUGGGUCUAUAGAGCUUCAAAUUGGGAGGAAGCUAUAUUUAGAACAGCUGGGUGUCUCCCCUAACGAUGAGUGUCAUAUGCAAAAAGAUUGUUAUAACUCUGAUUCAUCUGUUGGUGAAGAUGAUUCUGAUGUAGAAGAUCAGCAAGUAUCUGGAGAAUGUUCUUCUAGCCCUUCAAAAGAUAAAAUUUCUCUCCCUAAGGAUGUGGUCGAGUCAUUGUUCAAUGGCGAGAUGCGACUACCAUAUUCUGAGAAAUUCUCAAUGCCUCCAAUUGUUUCUUGUCCAGGUGGAUGUAAAGAGAACUACUAUUGCAGCAAAUCUUGUGCAGAGGCUGAUUGGGAGUCUUUUCAUUCUUUGCUGUGCACGGGGGAGGGGUCAAAGUCAUUAAGCACAAAGGCGCUUCAGAAAUUUAUAGAACAUGCUAAUGAUACAAAUGACAUUUUCCUUCUUGCAGCAAAGGUUAUUUCUUUCACCAUUUUGAGACAUAAGAAGUUGAAAGAAAGUCGUCAUGAGGGAAAAGGGAAGCAGGUUAUUUCAGAAAGUAUUGAUUUUUCUUUACUGGGGGAGGCAUGGAAGCCCGUGUCCAUGGGAUACAAACGAAGGUGGUGGGAUUGUAUUGCUUUGCCAGCUGAUGUUGAUGGUUCUGAUGAAGCUUCAUUUAGAAUGCAAAUAAAGGAGCUGGCAUUAACGUCUCUGCAGCUCCUCAAGGAGGCUAUCUUUGAUGAGGAAUGCCAGCCAUUAUUCUCGCUUGAAAUAUAUGGCAAUAUCAUUGGCAUGUUUGAGCUGAAUAACCUUGAUUUGGUGGUAGAGUCACCAGUGGAGGAUUACUUUCUGUAUAUUGAUGAUCUUCCUCUCUCUGAAAAGGGAGAGGUUGAGCAAACUACAAAGCCUAUCCUGGAUGCUCUUGGUGAUGACUAUUCAAUUUGUUGUCAAGGUACUGCAUUUUUCCCCUUGCAAAGCUGUAUGAACCAUUCCUGCAGACCUAAUGCAAAAGCUUUUAAGCGAGAAGAGGAUCGAGAUGGCCAAGCAACCAUAAUUGCUCUUCAACCAAUUGCCAAAGGAGAAGAGAUAACUAUUUCAUAUAUCGACGAGGACCUUCCUUUUGAAGAGAGACAGGCAUUACUCGCAGACUAUGGUUUCAGAUGUGGAUGCUCCAAAUGUCUAGAGGAAACUUAGUUAAAGAUCAAAGGCAACUUCUUCUUGAAAAUGACCACAAUUUUGGAACAUGUAACUGAUGUACAAUAUGGAUUUAGAGGCAUAAUUUUUUAUUUCAUUAUCUUGACAGGGUGUCUGCAAUUAGAACAAUUAAUAGAGCUGCUUGUCUCACUUCA